AUGGCGCAAGCGCCGUCCGGCCUUGGUGGUGACCCCCCAGAUACACCGAUGGAAGAUGGAGAUCCUCAUGCUCACUCGGCAAAGAAGCACAGAUCCUCCAAGCGCUCAUUCGCAGAUGCUGUGUCUUCUUUCACCAACACUCCUAGCGUUGAAACUUCAUGUAUUGACAACAACGAAUGGGCUUUUGAAGACAUUGAUGUUGUCUCCGACACUGAACUAGAUGCGGCUGAUAUGGCAGAUGGACGCCCACGCGUCUCCUUCUCCAAAGAAUUACGUAGAGAACUAUGCAGCGCAUGGAAGAUGUCCAUAAUCAUCAAAUACCUUGGUAAAAACAUUCAUGUUAAUGUUCUUAAUCAGCGGCUUCCCGGGAUGUGGAAUCUACAAGGGAAGAUGACCCUAAUCGAUAUCGGUUAUGGGUGUUUCGUGGCUCGCCUUGAUAACAAAGUUGAUUACCUCCAUGUCCUCCUCGACGGCCCGUGGAAUAUCUUCGACAACUACCUUGUCACGCAGCGUUGGGAACUAGGGUUUCGUCCCUGUACGGCUAGAUUCUCGAAGAUGGCAGUGUGGGUUAGACUCCCCGAGUUACCUAUGGAAUACUUUCGUGAUGACACCAUUAGAGCAAUUCUGGAAAACGUGGGCAAGCCGCUCAAAUUGGACAGAACAACGGUGGUGGCAACGAAAGGGAGGUUUGCCCGAGCGGCGGUGGAAAUCGACCUCAACAAAUCGCUUGUCUCGGAGGUGUGGGUUGACAAUGAGGUUCAACUCGUGGAAUACGAAGGGCUGCAUGUUGUCUGCUUCCACUGCGGUGUCGUCGGCCACCGCGAACAGGCGUGUCCGGAAAAUAAAACGGCGGAAACUGAAGUUCCAAUCGUGGACUUGAACUCCAGCCCUAUCCCGGAAACGUCGAACAACCAGCAAACUCAGACGCCGACUCCUCCACCGCAGGUUCAGGAGAAGAGACGGUUUGGAACUUGGAUGCUUGUCACGAAGAAAUCCAAGCCGGGGGAUACGGUGAAGAACACACGCCAUUCCAGAAAGGACUCCAACAUCUCUACUGUUAAUCGUGGUAACCAGUAUAGUUUACUGGCUGAUAUUCAUGAAGAUUCUGAACCGACCGUUCACAGACAACAAACCGACAAGAACAAAUCCAAAUCAAUUCCACGACAAACCUCCAAAGGUAUUCCUACUACCUUUGUUGAUACGGGUUUUCCGUCUUGUUCCACGCCUGGAGAGGGCGGUGACCAAACCUCCCAUGUUCCCACUGAAAUUAAGUCCGCUAAGGCGGAUAAGAUGAUUGACUUGGCUUAUACUUUAGGGUUCAAUAACCAUUUUCUGGUUAACCCUAUUGGAUUUGCGGGUGAUCUUCUUCUUUUUUGGAAACAGGGUCAUAUUGACCUUGAGAUUGUUAGUCACAAUUCUCAAGCCAUUCAUACCAGAGUGAAUAGGCCGUCUAAGAAUUGUUUCAUUACUUUCGCGUACGUUAGACCUAACCUUUUGGCUAAGUGCAGGUUUUGGGACCAUUGUAGAUCCCUUUCGGGAUCCAUUCAAAUCCCCUGGCUCGUGUUAGGGGAUUUUAAUGAUAUUGCAGGAAUCGAUGAGCAGUGGGGGAGCGUCAACUCCAACGCCAAUCAAUUCCAACGUUUUUCUGAAGCCUUCGGAGACUGUAACCUCUUGGAUCCAGGAGCUUCAGGUCCUAAAUUUACUUGGCAUAGAUUGGCGGGUAACAGAGUGAUUCAAAUGAGGAGACUGGAUAGACUCUUUUGGAACAUUGAAGCUCAAGUAGCUUUCCCCGAAGCCAAAGUGCUGGUCUUACCUCGCCUCUAUUCUGACCAUAAUCCAAUCUUGUUUGUAGAAGAAGCGGGCCAACCACCGAACAGGGACUUGAGACCCAUCAGAUUUGAGGCGGCUUGGCUCAAUAGAGAUGACUAUAAUCUCAUUUGGAAAGAGGUCGCGAGCAACUCCACCCAGUCUUUUACAGACAUCAUCUCUACGGUGACACGCAAAAGCCUGCUUUGGAACCGCAAUGAUUUUGGUAAUAUCUUCAAAAGAAAGCAGAAACUUAUAACGGCUAUACAGAACGUUCAAAACAGGAGUGAUUUCACAGUGUCUCGCGAUCUCCAAACACGGGAAAGGUUCCUCAUUAAUGAUCUCAAUGAAGUGCUGGACCAGGAGGAAGCGUUUUGGUUCCAGAAAUCUAGGGUGGAUUGGAUCAAAGAUGGUGACCGCAACACCAGGUUCUAUCAGAACGCUGCAGUGAUCAGAAGGAAUAAGAAUAGGAUCAGAUUCCUCAAGAUUAACGGAUCUUGGACGGACAAUCAUUCUUCCUUGUCCUCUCACAUUACUGACUUUUUUACUUCCCUUUUUUGCAGGGUUGAUACAAACGAUGCGGCUGUUCUAACCCCGGUGGCAGAGGAGCACACCAUAUCAUCUACCCAGGCGGGGGGCCUGUGCCGCCAGGUAUCCCUGGAAGAAGUAAGAAAGGCGGUCUUUGGUAUGAAGAAAUAUGGGAGUCCAGGACCUGAUGGGAUUCCAGCGAUCUUCUACCAGCACUUCUGGAGUGAGGUGGGCCCCUCGUUGACAAGAAUGGUAAAUCAGGCCUUGGUUAGUGGCACGAUUGAGACCUCUCUUCUGAAGGCCUUCAUGACCCUCAUCCCAAAAAAGGAGGUUCCCGAGACGGCAGCUGACUUUAGACCUAUCACCCUUCUGAACGUUGCUUUUAAAGCCAUUUCUAAAGUCCUGGUCAAUAGAUUGCGACCUAUCAUGUGUAAACUUAUAGGGCCUCACCAGAAUAGCUGUCUACCAGGUCGUUCCACGAUGGACAAUGUCAUUCUUACACAAGAGGUGAUUCAUACCAUGUCUUCUAAAAAAGGUAAAAAAGGCUUUAUGAUUGUCAAGGUGGACCUUCAUAAAGCUUAUGAUAGUGUCUCUUGGUCGUUUCUUGAGGACACUUUAGUUAGAUUCGGUUUUCCGAGAAGUAUCAUUGAUCUUCUUCUCUUCUCUCUUCGUGAAAGUGACAUUUCCAUUCUGUGGAAUGGGGGUCGCCUUCCAGCUUUUAAUCCGGGUCGUGGCCUCCGCCAAGGUGACCCUCUUGCUCCUUAUUUGUUUAAUUUGGUGAUGGAAAGACUUGCGUAUGACAUCCACAAUAAAGUUUCAACAGGUACUUGGAAACCGAUUAGAAUUUGUAGGGGAGGUAUUGGCAUUUCUCACCUUUUCUUUGCAGAUGAUCUCAUGCUCUUCGGAGAAGCGUCAGAGAUACAGGCCACGACCAUGGUUGAGUGUCUCAAUAACUUUAGUGCAGCCUCGGGCCUCAUUGUUAACUUGGCAAAGUCCACUACCUUCUGUUCUCCUAACCUUAAUGCAGGACUCAGAAGCCGUAUCAAGGAUAUUUUAAAUAUUCCCAUUGCAGCUAACAUGGGGCACUACCUGGGAAUGCCUAUUCUUCAAAGGCGUGUUUCCCGCCAUACCUUCUCUUAUGUGGUGGAUAAAAUGCGCAAAAAGCUUGCAACUUGGAAAGCCAGCGCCCUCAGCAUGGCGGGGAGGAGAAUCCUUGUGCAGUCCUCGCUAGCGACGGUCCCAACAUAUUCCAUGCAGUCCCUUGCCUUCCCGGUAAGCACGUGUUCUGACAUUGACAGACUUUGCAGGAACUUUUUGUGGGGACAUGAUGAUAACACAAGAAAGAUCCAUACGGUCAACUGGUCAGAUAUCUGCAGACCUCGGGAGGUUGGUGGUUUGGGUCUUAGAAAAGCCCGGGACUUCAACAUGGCCUUCCUCACCAAAAUGGCGUGGCAGUUGUGGUCUAACCAAGAUAAGCUCUGGAUUGGUGGGUGGGUGACCGACCUCCCUCUAGCGGAUGCUGUUCCAAAUGGUGGCGUCUCCACUCCUGACCAUAUUACAGUGGAUCAAUUCAUCACCCCUAGCAACACCUGGAACACCCAAGCCCUGAACAAUGUCCUUUCUCCUGGCUUAGUGGACAAGGUUCGGGCAAUCGCUCUACCAGCUUCUCUCAAUCAGGUAGAUCAGCUAACUUGGCCCCUUUCAAAUUCUGGUUCAGUUUCGGUUGCUUCGGCCUUUUCCUUUAUUUCAGGGUAUGACGAAGCGAAGGAUUCUCAUUCUUGGAUUUGGAAGAUCACCUGUGUCGAAAGAGUUAGAUUGUUCAUUUGGAAAGUGGCGGUAAAUGGCCUUCUUACAAAUGCUGAACGCUUCCGAUGGGGCCUAUCUCCAAAUGCAGAAUGUCCUAGAUGCGGCGCACAAGAAGAAUCCACUGAUCACCUCCUUCGACAAUGCGACUUUGCAAAAGAAUGCUGGGAGGCGGCUUCAGCACCUGCGAGUUUUAUGACAAGCUUCCACCUGCCUCUCAUUGACUGGAUGAUGAAGGCCUGCACGAUGGUCACUACAGCUGAUGGAAACAGAUGGCACACGGCCUUCCCCUAUCUCUUAUGGAACAUGUGGAAAGCUCACAACAACCUUGUCUUCAAUGGUACUCACGCCUUGGCGCAUGACAUUAUUAUCAAGACAAAGAGGGAAGCACAGGAGGCCCACAGAAUUCUUCUCAAACACACGGGCCCCUUACACGCACGGCAAACAUGGGUCCUUUGGUCACCCCCGCAAUUGAAUUAUGUUAAGAUGAACUCAGACGGAGCAAGGAAAUCUUCCACAGGCCUAGCCAGCGCUGGUGGUUUAAUUCGGGACCAUAGAGGGAGGUGGAUCGUUGGUUUCACGGUGAAUAUCGGUCACACCUCUAGCUUCGGAGCUGAAGUUUGGGGCCUUCGAGAGGGCUUGAUCGUUGCAAUCCAACGCGGCUUCACUCAUGUCAUUGCGGAGUCCGAUUCUGAGGCCUUGGUGAGCGUCAUUGAUAACAACUCCGAUGACGGUAAGCUGGAUUCCACUUUAAUCGCGGACUAUAAGGCCCUUAUACGACACUUCCAGGAGUUUAGACUUCAACAUAUUCUACGGGAAGGGAAUCAGUGUGCCGACUUCCUCGCAAACCUCGGACAACAAUCAGCUUGGGCACGACUUUGCUUGAACAACCCCCUGACGGUUUGA
This is a messenger RNA of Ipomoea triloba (trilobed morning glory), 5043 nucleotides long. RefSeq lists its product as uncharacterized. Lineage: Eukaryota; Viridiplantae; Streptophyta; Magnoliopsida; Solanales; Convolvulaceae. Gene Ontology annotation, molecular function: nucleic acid binding; RNA-DNA hybrid ribonuclease activity; zinc ion binding. The coding region runs from base 1 to 5043 and encodes 1680 amino acids. The record is from RefSeq and is a predicted model, not a curated record. The transcript is spliced from 4 exons.